Molecule: messenger RNA, 2087 nt
Organism: Oreochromis niloticus (Nile tilapia)
Lineage: Eukaryota; Metazoa; Chordata; Actinopteri; Cichliformes; Cichlidae
Product: gap junction Cx32.2 protein-like
Exons: 11
Coding region: 76-1428 (450 amino acids)
Biological process (GO): cell-cell signaling
Cellular component (GO): connexin complex
Molecular function (GO): gap junction channel activity
Source: RefSeq, a predicted model, not a curated record
AAGACCUUAAAUCGUUUCCAGAUUUCUGUGGAACUGCAGGAAGGAACAGUCAGAAGCUAAAACAAAACGCAUACAAUGACAAACCAGAAAUUGGGAUUCCUCAGCAGUGUGCUGUGUAAAUGGCAUGCACAGGCCACUCUCAUUGGUAAAUAUCUGCUGCCGGUGUUGCUGCUUAUCAGAUUUGUGAUGCUGGGUGCUGCAGUGCAGACAGCCUGGUUGAACGAUAGAGAGGAAUUUCUGUGCAGCACCCAGCAGCCCGGCUGUGAGACUGCCUGUUUUGAUGCAGUCACACCUCUGUCUUUACCUCGUUUAUGGACGCUACAGCUGGUUCUCGUUUUGGCUCCUGGUCUGGUUUUCCUCUGCUACCUGAUCCACCUCACCAACCAGGAAACCCAGGUCCAGAGGGGGAAUGAUGAGGUCAAAGGUCACACUUUGUCGGUAUAUCGGGCCUGCGUGGCGUUUGUAAUUGUAGUAGAGGUUGGAUGUAUCGCGGCUCAGUGGCUCCUCUAUGGUUUCGAGUUAUCUACUGAUUUCAGCUGUGGGAGGUCUCCAUGUCCUAUGAGAGUAGACUGUUUCCUCCCCCAUGCAUGGGAGAAGACAGUAUUCCUUCGUAUUAUGUUCACAGCCUCCAGCGUGUCCAUCCUUCUGAAUGUAGUGGAGGCCGUUUGCAUGUUGAGAGCCAAGCUGAGGCGGACAGACGGUGGAGAAACCCUGCAGUCCGGUUCACAGGUUGAAGAGAGCGUCUUGAGUCGGCUGCUGGCCCUGUGGCACUCACAUGCUGGUUUCCUGGGUAAAACAGUCCUCCCAGUGUUGCAGCUGGUCCGAAUUGUUCUUGUCGGGGCCGCGGUGCAGCCACUUUGGAGCCAUGACUUAAAAUACUUUGUUUGUGACACUGAUCAGCCGGCCUGCAGUAGGGAAGCCUAUAAUUUCGCCUUCCCCUUCUCUUGGCAUCAGUACUGGACGCUACAGGUGGUUUUUGUUUUGGCUCCUGGUCUGAUUUACUUCUCCUACUUGGUGCACCUCCUGGUGACACAAAAACAGAGUGAAACAGGAACUGUGAUUAAACGUCAGAGCCUGUGGGCAUAUUUGGGCUUCUUGUCAGCUGUCGUCCUGCUGGAGGUGGGAUUUGCAGUGGGGCAGUGUUUUAACUAUGGUGUUCUUCUCCCUUCAAUGUUUGGGUUGUAUACACACCGAUGUGACGACAUAAUUAGUUGUUAUUUCUCACAACCUACUGAGAAGUCAGUGUUCAUGCUCAUCAUGUUAGUUCUGGCCCUUCUGUCAGUCCUGCUGACCCUGGUGGAGAUGGUGAGCUCACAGUGCAUGGUGUUGAAGACCAAGAAGCCCUGGAAAAAGCACGAGGACAACAGGGAGAACAGCAUCCCGUGCACUGAGAUGAUGUCGAACGACAAAGAAGAAGGCGAUGCUUAAAAGAAGAUGACUGACUCAGUGUGAUUUUCCUCAUGAAAGUAUUUUUCUUAGGUGACCACAAAUAUAUAACUGAUAUAAUGAAUGUUUUUUUCCUAAACUUUUGUGUGAAAUAUUACUUUUAACAAUUUAACGCACAAUACCCUUUUAUUUUGAAAAAGAAAUAUUUUUAAGUUACUUGAAGUUCUGGCUGAAACACAGUCACCUCCAGUUCCAUGUAUUUUUCUAGAUCUCCUUGUUAUAAAUUAGAGUGGUUUAUUAUGCAUGCAAUACCGCAUUAGCCGCUUAGAUUUUCUUCUUAAACAGAAAAAAACAGAGAGAAACACAAAAAUCUGUUAAAAGUCCAGAGGAAGCUGCUUGGAAAAGGGUGUUUGGAGAAGCCACAGCAUGAAGCGAUGCACACAGUUUGCGGUUGCAUAGUACAGUACAUGAAGUUCCUCAUUUUAAAACAGCACGCCGUCUUGUAUUGCACAUUACUAAAACUUUGUAUACUGGACCUUGCUGUUGUCCCACACGGGUUGGUGUCGUCUUAUUUCAGCACAUGUAUACAGCAAAUCGCAUCUCAAAGAUAUUAUGUACAUUUAUCUCUUAUAAAAAUAAUUGACAGCAAAUAUUCAUGUAUUGUGUUUUUCUACUGGAAUAAAUGUUUAUUGUUUUACUUC